AUGUCCACUGACUUGCCUUUCAAGAUCCAUACUUUUGACCCCAAGGACGCCUCCAAGAAGAUCGAUGGCGCUGCUAUCAUUGUACUCCAAGAAUGGUGGGGUGUUAAUGAUACGAUCCUAAAUCACGCCCAACGUAUUGCCAACAACACUGGUGCUCGUACCGUUGUUCCUGACUUGUACAAGGGAAAGAUUGGUUUGACAGCCGAGGAAGCAAGCCAUUUGAUGUCGAACCUUGACUGGAAGGUUGCCAUGAACGAGCUUGAAACGCUUGCCAACCAUUUGAAAUCAGAAGGUUACACCAAACUUGGUGCUAUUGGAUUCUGCAUGGGCGGUGGUCUUUCUUUGGCUUUGGCUACACAACUCGACAACCCACCUCUUAAGGCCGCUGUGUCAUGCUAUGGUACUCCUCCCGCUGACUUUGACGUAUCCAAGAUCACAAGCGCUACCGCUGUUCAAGGCCAUUUUGGUGGCAAGGACGCUAUGGCUGGUUUCAGUGAUCCUGCUGCAGCUGAUGCACUUGAAAACAACCUCAAGGGUGCCUCUGAUGUGAUCAUUUACCGUUAUCCUGAUCAAGGCCAUGCUUUCCUCAAUGACGAUGAUUGGAGUAUUGAAAAGCGCAAGGAAUUGGGCUUUGUUGAUAAGGACAUUGAACCUCGCUCGGCCGAACAAGCUGUUCGUGAUGAAGCCUGGAGUAGAAUCUAUGCCUAUUUCAUCAAGCAUCUUGCUGCCUCAAAUCCUCAUUUGUAG
Molecule: messenger RNA, 747 nt
Organism: Lichtheimia ornata
Lineage: Eukaryota; Fungi; Mucoromycota; Mucoromycetes; Mucorales; Lichtheimiaceae
Exons: 6
Coding region: 1-747 (248 amino acids)
Molecular function (GO): hydrolase activity
Source: RefSeq, a predicted model, not a curated record